Molecule: messenger RNA, 1977 nt
Organism: Trichosurus vulpecula (common brushtail)
Lineage: Eukaryota; Metazoa; Chordata; Mammalia; Diprotodontia; Phalangeridae
Gene: EN2
Product: engrailed homeobox 2
Exons: 3
Coding region: 409-1488 (359 amino acids)
Biological process (GO): multicellular organism development; regulation of transcription by RNA polymerase II; neuron differentiation
Cellular component (GO): nucleus
Molecular function (GO): DNA-binding transcription factor activity, RNA polymerase II-specific; RNA polymerase II cis-regulatory region sequence-specific DNA binding
Source: RefSeq, a predicted model, not a curated record
GUGAAAGUAUUUCAGGUUCAGUUAAGUGGCUUCCAAAUUUACACCCACACUAGAUAAAAGGACACCCAGAGAAAGACCGAGACGGGGAGAAACAGAGAGGGAGGAACAGGGGAGACAUCCCCCCCACACCCACCCUCCCGCCCCCCUCCCCCUUUCCCCCUUCCCCUCGCCCGUGCAACUUGGAAUAUUGAACUCAAAGGGGGGAAGCGAGGCGGCGGCAGACUCUACACAUGCUUCUUGCGCUCGUCUCUGUCCGCGACCAGGGGGGGCUGCGUGUAGUAGGAAUAUUGCACCUUGUCGUGGCUCUUUUGACUCGCGCUCCUCCAUGUGCGUGCGUGCAGCUGCGGUGGCUUUCCCUCUGACCGAUCCUCACCUUUUAGGAGACUGCGCUCUCACCGGGAGCUGGGCAUGGAGGAGAAUGAGCAGAGCCACAGCGAAGCAGCGGCAGCAGCGGCGGCGGCGGCGGCGGCAGCGAGUGAGGACCAGAGGCAACAGCAGCAGCAGCAGCAGCAGCAGCAGCAGGAGUCGGGGGGCGGCGGCGGCAGCCCCAGCGAUGGAGACACUGGCCGGAGGAGGGCUCUGAUAUUGCCCGUGGUGUUGCAGGCGCCCGGGAACCACCAGCACCCACACCGGAUUACUAACUUUUUCAUCGACAACAUCUUGCGGCCAGAGUUCGGCCGAAGAAAGGAAGCCGGGACCUGCUGCGGCAGUGGAGGGGGAGGAAGAGGAGGAGGAGGAGAAGAAGGAGGAGGAGGAAGUGCAGGAGGAGGAGGAGAGGGAGGAGGAGGCGGUGGCGGUGGAGGAGGAGGAGGAGGAAGUGGCGGGGGCAGCGGAGGCAGCCCGGAGCGGCUCCUCCUCUCCAACCGGGAGCACCGGAGCUCCACCUCGGCGCCCGGAGCGGGCGGGCAGCUGCCGGGAGGCGGAGGAGGGUCUCCCGGGGACGGCGAAGGCGGCUCCAAAGCGCUCUCCUUGCACGGAGGCGGGGGCAAAAAGGGAGGAGAGCCAGGGGGACCAUUGGAAGGAGCCCUGAAGUCUCGGGGCUUGAGCGGCGGCGAUCUGUCGGUGAGCUCGGACUCGGACAGCUCCCAAGCCAGCUCCAACCCCGGCAAUCAACCCAUGCUCUGGCCAGCCUGGGUUUACUGCACCCGAUACUCGGACAGGCCUUCUUCAGGUCCCAGGUCUCGAAAACCAAAGAAGAAGAAUCCGAACAAAGAGGACAAGCGGCCCCGGACCGCCUUCACUGCCGAACAGCUGCAAAGACUGAAAGCGGAAUUUCAGACAAACAGGUACUUGACGGAGCAGCGGAGGCAGAGCCUGGCCCAAGAGCUCAGCCUCAACGAGUCCCAGAUCAAGAUCUGGUUUCAGAACAAACGGGCCAAGAUCAAGAAGGCUACGGGCAACAAGAAUACGCUGGCUGUUCAUCUCAUGGCGCAGGGACUGUACAACCACUCGACCACGGCGAAAGAUGGCAAGUCGGACAGCGAGUAGCGGAAGGAAGAGGGGGGCGGUGGGGAAAGGGGUGGCGUGGGGGGUGGGGAGGAGACAGCGGAGAGGGAGAGGGACCCGGGGAAUCCAGUUUUCAGUCCAAGUUAAACAAUGCAAUAAUUUAAUAAAAAAAAGGGCCAGUGUAAAAAGAUUAUACCAGCAUUAAUAGUGAAGAUAUUGUGUAUUCGGUAUGAUUCUGCAAUAUUCUAUGUAUAUAAUUUACAGGUGUUGUAAAAUCUGAAAUAUCUGAUUAUAAAGUAUUUUUUGAGUUUUUUGUGUUUAUGGGAUUUUAGAUAUUAUCUUUAUGACUUUUUGGAGGUGCUUAGGGUUACAUCUUUUUUUAAAUUCCCUAAGCGCCAUUAAGGGACAUUAGACACUAUUAUUUUUUAAUUCAAAAGAAGAAAAAAGAUUAAAACAACUUGCUGAAGUCCAAAGAUUUUUAUUGCUGCAUUUCACACAACUGUGAACCGAAUAAAUAGCUCCUAUUUGUUC